Meriones unguiculatus (Mongolian gerbil) is the source of this 3950-nucleotide messenger RNA. RefSeq names its product zinc finger and SCAN domain containing 20 (gene Zscan20). Lineage: Eukaryota; Metazoa; Chordata; Mammalia; Rodentia; Muridae. Gene Ontology annotation, biological process: regulation of transcription by RNA polymerase II. The record is from RefSeq and is a predicted model, not a curated record. The coding region runs from base 1315 to 3852 and encodes 845 amino acids. Gene Ontology annotation, molecular function: RNA polymerase II cis-regulatory region sequence-specific DNA binding; DNA-binding transcription activator activity, RNA polymerase II-specific. Gene Ontology annotation, cellular component: nucleus. The transcript has 7 exons.
UGUGAGCACCCACCACGCACCAGGUUCGGCUGCGACCCUUUUAUGUGCACCCCCUGCCACCUGACAAGGCAGGUUCUCCUCUUGCUGUUUUGCAAGUGAGUUAACAGCGAGGUAAGUAACUCGUCCGAAUUUGUGCGUGGUAGGGCCCGCAGGGCACGUGGCAUUCUGGAGUCACUAUUCAAAGUCUUAGCAGUUUAUAAGCCACUCUGAGGGCCUCUGAUGCAGUGUGUAACUUUUCUGUGACACAGAAUUUGGACCCUGCUUGCAGCUGCCCUGUGCAGUCAGCUCCGGUGGUUGGCUUCAGGCCAGGGCAGCCUGUCAGAACAUUCACCUCAAAACCUUUCAGUUCUCCACUGUUACAGACUGCACAGCCUCAUGCUUGAGCACAUUUGGUUGAGAGGAUUCUGUGUUUGAGAAGACCUGUGUUGUGAAUGGCUAACUGUAAAGCUCUGUGCAGAUGUGAGAGCAGGGCAAGGGGGGAGGGGAAGCUUGCAAGCUUCAUACCGACCGGGAGAAAGCUACUAUUUCAAGUCAGAGAGCAGAGCUUGAGCACAUGCCCUUUAAAAGUCUACUCCAUCCCCGGGUGAUUUCUUUCAAGAAGCCAACUGUUCGCCUGAGGUGCCAGAGAGGAAACCAUGAAACCUCAGGACUUUGGAGCUGGAAGGUGGAGGACGUGAGGCCCUGAGAGGUGCACUGAUUUAAAUCAAGGCUUUUUUGAUAUUUCAUCUGCGAAAUGAGAAGUCAGGCUGGAGGUUUUCAGAUGACACCCCGAGAGCUGAGCAAAGGCUGAACACUUCUAAAACAGAGAAAAGAAAUAAAGUCACGGCAUCUUUUCUGGGUCUCCUUUCCCCGUGACUUUGUUUUCCUGGAGACUCUCAUGGCAACCUCUUGACGGUCACCUCCCUGAGGUUCGGCGACCUCCUUCUCCUCUCUCUGCUCCACCUGGGACUCCCUGCCCCACUGGGAUCGCAAGUCCUGCCUCAACUCUCCUGCCUACUCUAGGCUGUUUAGCUCUUUAUUGACCAAUUAGAGAUGACGGAGAACAGUUUUUACACAGCGCUGAGACAGAAGGUAUAAUAAUAAUGACAGCACCGGAAUCUGUUAGCAUUUAGCUCAAUGCCCGGGUCAGCAGUUAACAAUCAAAUACAAAGGGAUAUACCUUAAUACAAGGGACUCGAGCUGUGUGCUGAAGAGUCCAGGCCCUUCAAAGCAGCUGAGGAGUAUCAGAAGUUCCAUCUGAAGCCAGGGUCCCCCUGCCCUGAGGGACAGCCCCGGAAACUGUGGGCGGAGGAUACAUGCCCUGACCUUUCCAAGAUGCCACCUCAGUCCUUGAAAGAGAAUGGGUCAUCCUCUUCUUCAGCUGUCUUCACGCCCCUAGUCCCAGCUGAUCCAAAGAUAGAGAACACUGGAGAUUGGGAGGUGGCAGCCGAGUCCCAGGAAACCCUGAGCCCCAGAAGAGAAGCCAAGGAGGAGCCCUGCGAGGACCCUGCAGGAGAUGAUUGCGGAACCGGUGUGUGCCUGGGAGUUCCAGUUUCAAAGCCAAGUGUCACCUCCCAUCAUGAGCGAGGACCAGAGACUUUGGGGCUGAGCCUUACAAACUGUGGGAAUGGGAGCACUGCAGAUGAUAGCCUGGACAGUGAGCAAGACAAAUCAGCCCAGGAAGAACAAUGCCAGUGGGAUGGGGAGGACAUGAAGAUGUCAGGUGUUCACUGGAGCUACGAGGAGACCAAGACUUUCCUGGCAAUCUUAAGUGAGUCGCCAUUCUCUGAAAAGCUCCGGACUUGUCACCAGAACCGCCAGGUAUACCAGGCUAUUGCAGAGCGGCUGAGGGCCCGGGGCUUCUUGCGGACUCUGGAGCAGUGUCGCUACAGGGUCAAAAACCUUCUGCGCAAUUACCGGAAAGCCAAGAACAGUCACCCCCCAGGGACCUGCCCCUUCUAUGAGGAGCUGGAGGCCCUGGUGAGGGCUCGGACAGCCAUCAGAAGAACGAGUGGGCCAGAAGAGGGUGUGGUACUCCCCAGGCUGGGCGACAGCGACACUGAGAUGGAUGACCAAGAGGAAGGGAGCUGGGAGCCUGUGGAAGCAACAGAAGGCUGCAGUGAUUUUGGCCUGGCCACUGAGGAAUCUAUUCAGGGGUCCAGCAUUUCAGGGGGCCCAGCCCUGCUCCAGAGCCGCAUUGCAGGUGUGCACUGGGGCUUCGAGGAGACCAAGGCCUUUCUGGCAAUUCUCAGUGAGUCACCGUUCUCCGAAAAGCUUCGCACUUGCCACCAAAACAGCCAGGUCUACCGGGCUAUUGCGGAGCGGCUGUGUGCGCUGGGCUUCCUGCGGACUCUGGAACAGUGCCGCUACAGAUUUAAAAACCUCCUUCGAAGCUACAGGAAAGCUAAGAGCAGCCAUCCACCAGGAACCUGCCCCUUCUAUGAGGAGCUGGACUCCCUGAUGAGGGCUCGGACUGUGAUCAGGGCCAUGGAGAUGGUAGGAGAAGCCACAGGUCUUCCUGGAUCUGGGCAAGGCGGUACUGAGGCUGAUGACCAAGAAGGCUGGGCCGAGAUGGAAGAUGAAGAUGCCAUUAAACCUCUGACCCCAGAUCCCCAAACUCCAGAUGUAGGUUUUAAGGUGAAGCAUGAGGAUGAAGACCAGAUUUCAGAGCAGGAUGUUUUUGGGGAUUGGCCUGGAGCCUUAUCAGAAUAUACCACAGAAGCUGUUGGGCAGCCUCAUGCCUCGGGGGAGGACCGUGAGAACGAGGAUGAGGGCGAGUGGAGAAGUACUGUCCUGUGGGAAGAGUACUCCUCUGAGGAGGACUUAGAAAAACUCAUUGACCAUCAAGGCCUGUACCUCACGGAGAAACCCCAAAAAUGUGACGCACGCGUGGAAGGCUUCAGUCAGAAAUUCCACUUCUUUGCCCACCAACAGACCCACACAGGGGAGGCGCCCCACCAUUGUCCCGACCGUGGAAAGGGUUUUAGUGACUGUUCCAACCCCAGCACCCACCAGAGAACCCACACUGGGGAGAAGCCCCUCAGCUGCCUGGAGUGUGGGGAGAGCUUCGCUGACCAUUCUGCUCUCAUCGCCCACCAGAGAGCGCACGCAGGGGAAAAGUCCCACAAGUGUGGGGAGAGGGGGAAAAGCUUCAUCCAGAGCCCACACCCACGGAAGCAUCAGCGAGGCCACGCGGGAGAAACUCCUGAGCAGCGUAACGAGCUCGUGGAGAACGUUGGCCAGAGCCCGUCUCCUAGUGUUCCCUGGAGAAAUUCUGCAUGGGAGACGCCUACCCAACCUCCGAGUGUGAGCAUGGGCGCGGGCUCGCCCGGAGGCCAUCGCGGCGACUCGGCAGAGAAGCUGUUUCAGUGCCCUGAGUGUGGCCAGUGCUUCUCCAAGAGCUCUGCCCUCACGAGCCACCAAAGAACCCACACAGGCGAGAAGCCGUACGAGUGCGCCGAGUGCGGGAAGAGCUUCAGCAAGAGCUCCAGCCUGUCCAACCACCAGCGGACCCACCGAGGUGUGAAGACGCACAAGUGUGCGGACUGCGGCAAGUGCUUCAGCGAGCGCUCCAAGCUGGUCACCCACCAGAGGGUGCACACGGGGGAGAAGCCCUACGAAUGCCUCGAGUGCGGCAAGUUCUUCCGAGACCGGUCCAACCUCAUCACCCACCAUCGGAUCCACACGGGAGAAAAGCCGUACAAGUGCGAAGUGUGUGGGAAGUGCUUCAACCAGAGCUCCAGCCUUAUCAUCCACCAGAGGAUCCACACGGGGGAGAGACCCUACAGGUGCACGGAGUGCGGCAAAGGCUUCAGCAACAGCUCCCACUUCAGCGCCCACCGCCGAACCCACACCGGGGGGAAAGCGUUGUAGGCGGCCCCUCCCCCCGACAGAAGAGCAAUAAUGUGUCCUCACACCGCCCAUGUUACUAAACAUGCUAGAAAGAAACUUUUAAAGUGUUUUAAGCUUGA